This is a messenger RNA of Plasmodium vinckei vinckei, 840 nucleotides long. RefSeq names its product fam-a protein. The transcript is spliced from 6 exons. The record is from RefSeq and is a predicted model, not a curated record. Lineage: Eukaryota; Apicomplexa; Aconoidasida; Haemosporida; Plasmodiidae. Bases 1 to 840 code for a protein of 279 amino acids.
AUGAAUAAAGGAUAUAUUAAGAUUGCUUUGGCACUUUUAAGUGUCGCAGGAUUUAUGCAAAAUAUAGCAUUUGCAGACGAUUCUGGUUCAUCUCCACCCAAACAUAAAGAAAAUGUCCCAUUACCUCCAAGCCCUGAAGAAGCUAAGCAAGCAGCAGAUGUUAUGGCCGAAGCUUUAGCUAUUGCACAAAAGCAUGCCCAAAAAUCAGAAGAUUAUAAAUUAUAUUCUAAGGAAGAUGAUGGAGCAAUUUUAUAUUUUAAGAAAAUCAAUGAAACUGAAAUCGGAAAGCUUGAUCUUAUAAUCCCAAACGCCGAUAGUUAUGCUGAUAUAGUAAACAUGAUAUGGGAUCCCAAUGGCGCAAAAAAUUUCGAUAGUACAUUUAUUGAAGGAAACCUUCCUCAAGUAUACAAUGAAAAUUUAGUAAUUAUACAACAACGUUAUAAAAGUGCCAUUGGAUCAUGGCAAAGAUAUUAUCAUGCAUUGGCCAACAAAGUUGAAUUAUCAAAAGACGAAACCGCAAUACUCUUGGCCUCAUCAGAUAUGAAUGAUCAUGAUGGUCAUUGCACUAGAAAAUAUAUAAAUCCUAUCGUAGAAAGUGCUAAUUCAUUCAAGCCUGAUAUUAAUUCUCAAGAAGAUAUUAGAAAAGGAGAAUUAUCCAAAAUGUAUGUUAACUUAGUAGCAUUUUUCAUUAAAAAGGGAGAAGAUAACGUUAAAAUUACCUAUAUCAGCUCUAUUGAUCCAAAUGUCCCUUGGUAUGUCCCAGGAGCCGUUAUUAAAAAAGCUUUAGUCAAAAAAUUUAUAAAUAUGAUCCAAUUAAGAGAUAUUUUUAAAAAGAAAUAA